Messenger RNA from Pimephales promelas (fathead minnow), 4972 nucleotides. RefSeq names its product activin A receptor type 2Bb (gene acvr2bb). Gene Ontology annotation, molecular function: activin binding; activin receptor activity; ATP binding. NCBI's taxonomy places the organism in Eukaryota, Metazoa, Chordata, Actinopteri, Cypriniformes, Leuciscidae. Gene Ontology annotation, cellular component: activin receptor complex; plasma membrane. The record is from RefSeq and is a predicted model, not a curated record. Gene Ontology annotation, biological process: cellular response to growth factor stimulus; protein phosphorylation; activin receptor signaling pathway.
CGGGUUUCCCGCUGGCUCCGCUGCUGUGGCUCUCAGGAGCCAUUUUGGACGCUGUUCAGCUUUUCGCAUGUCAGUCCCUCCUGCCCCCUCCAACUGCCCCGGCAGAGGGGGAGAAACACACGAGCUCGCGCACACAAGGGGGCUUCGCUUCUACUCCAAGCGUCCGCCAAACUCUCGCUCCUCCACGCUGGCCCGGGCAGGAUGAACUGCUGGAUAAUUGUGGCAUCAGGGACUUUAUUUCCGAACAGCGCGCGUCUAAAGGAUACACUGUGUUGUUGUGAAUGAGAGCUCGUGUUGUUAUUGUAGCGUUGACGAAACGCGCGCAGGCCCGCGGCUCCUUCGCGUUCAUGUGUUUUAUUCCAUUCUUAAAUGCUUUCACGGCAUAAAGGACACCAUUUAGCGCCAGGAUCCUCGAAGGAAGGAAUAUGUUUGUUCCCUGGCUGACUUUUGCACUCAUCUGGUGCACAGGAGCCAGUCAUGCGGAGGUGGCGACCAGAGAGUGCGUCUACUACAAUGAUAACUGGCGGACAGAGAAAACCAAUCAGAGUGGCUUUGAGAGGUGUGAGGGGGAGAAGGACAAGAGACUCCACUGUUACGCCUCCUGGUUGAACUCCAGCGGGACCAUCCGCCUGGUCAAGAAAGGCUGCUGGCUCGACGACUUCAACUGUUACGACAGACAGGAGUGUGUGGCCACAGAAGAGAGUCCGCAGGUGUUUUUCUGCUGCUGCGAGGGAAACUAUUGCAAUGAGAAGUUCACACACCUGCCAGAAGCCAUCGCCCCAGCAGUAAAAAUCCAGCCUCCAGACCCAGGCCCGUCUCUCCUGGGCGUGCUGGUUUAUUCCCUUCUUCCUCUGGCCAUCCUCUCUCUGGUCCUGGUGCUCGCCUGCUGGACGUACCACCAACGCAAACCACCCUACAGACACGUCGACAUCGGCCAGGAUGCUGGUCUUCCUCCACCGUCUCCACUGGUCGGACUAAAGCCUCUGCAGUUGCUGGAGUUGAAGGCUAGGGGGCGCUUUGGCUGUGUGUGGAAGGCCCAGUCCCUGAGCGAAUAUGUGGCGGUGAAAAUAUUUCCCAUCCAGGACAAGCAGUCAUGGCAGAACGAAAGAGACAUUUACCUCACCGAGGGUUUUAAACAUGAGAAUAUUCUACGCUACAUCUCAGCUGAGAAACGAGGCACCAACCUUCAGAUGGAGUUGUGGCUGGUCACAGAAUUCCACGAAAGGGGCUCGCUAACAGAUUACCUGAAGGGGAACCCGGUGAGCUGGCCUCAGUUGUGCCAUAUUUCCGCAAGUAUGUGCCGUGGCCUGGCGUACCUUCAUGAAGACCUUCCUUACCGUGCAGAGGGACCUAAACCAGCGAUUGCACACAGAGAUUUUAAGAGCAAGAAUGUCCUGCUCAAGAUGGAUUUAACCGCAGUGAUUGCAGACUUUGGGUUAGCGGUGCGCUUUGAGCCUGGGAAACCGCCUGGAGAUACGCACGGUCAGGUGGGAACGCGCCGUUACAUGGCCCCAGAGGUGCUGGAGGGAGCCAUUAAUUUCCAAAGGGACGCCUUCCUGAGGAUCGACAUGUACGCUCUAGGACUGGUGCUCUGGGAACUGGUGUCUCGCUGCACCGCCUCUGAUGGUCCUGUAGGCGAGUACCAGCUGCCCUUUGAGGAGGAGGUGGGCCAGCACCCUUCCCUGGAGGACCUUCAAGACGCGGUGGUCCACAAGAAGAUACGGCCCAUCUUUAAAGACUGCUGGAUUAAACAUCCGGGUUUGGGCCAGUUAUGCGAGACCAUCGAGGAGUGCUGGGACCACGACGCCGAGGCUCGGCUCUCCGCGGGCUGUGUGGAGGAGCGCAUCUCCACCGCCUCCAGGGCACCCAACACCAUCAACACGUCUACCUCAGAGUGCCUGGUCUCCAUGGUCACGUCUGACAGCGACACGGACCUUCCUCCCAAAGAGUCCAGCACCUGAACCUGAACGCUGCAGAGUAAUCAACCUCUCCAGUAAUGUGAACUUUGCUGCUAAUUUGAUCUCUUGAUCGUCAUGUAUUUAAUUUUUUCGCAUCGUUGGAUCGGUUUCACCAGCACAUUCAUCUACUGUAUUCUUCCUCUCGGAAGGCAGACACACAAAAAAACCCUCAAACGUGAGAAGACUGAACUCUCAGAGGGCAUUCAGGGGAUUGUUUCAGACUGCUGGGAUAUGAGCACACGUUACCUCAUCAUUUUUAAUGCCAUUUUUAUGUUGUUGGUUUGUUUUUUUGCCUUCACUCCAUGAAUACCUCCAUCCGAACGCUCUACCCCGGAUUUAUCGAGUCUACGCGACGAUCUGAUGACUGUUACACUAAAGCAACCUUCCCAAGAGCACACAUGGUCCUCUUUGUUCUCAGUGAAUUUUAGCGUAGUUUUAUUGCUGUUUACCUGUACCCUUUCUUCCCUGAAAUGUCUCGUGGGAUGUUGUUUUUUCUUAUUUGCGUUUGUGACGGCAGUGGUCUGGGACACUGGAAGCUGAAGGCAGCAGGACUGUUAUGAUUUGAGUUGCCUUUCAGAGCGUCGGGAUAGAUUUUAAUGUAGCAUCCGCUUGUCGUUGACGCGUUAAAUUGAAGUAUCAGAAGUGCCAUCAGUAGAGCAUCCCGAGCGGCGUGUUUUAGCGUUCGUUGUUUCUGCGUGACAAGAGCUGCAGUUAAUUUUUUUUUUUACGCUGCGGCCGCACAAAGACCAGCGCUGCGUUACAGGUUUGAUUUUCAAUCACAGCUAAAUGUAUCGGUGCAUCAGGAAAGUGUGUGACGUUUCUCCACUACACUACUCAGGUAAACUCUGUGCACGUGAUUGUGUGACCGCUCACUUUUACAGCAAUAGUUCUCCGCAUUAUGGUGAAUCUCACUAAGAAAAACCAGGGUCAUAAAUCAUUUUCAAAUCAAAAUGGAAAAAAUAUUGAAUUAUACAGUUCUCCAAGAAAUUAAAGCUUAUUUUUAGGGCCAAGGGUGCUGUUAUAUUCAUAACCGUCAAACACACUUUCACCUAAUAAUCAUUGACGUAAUGCUAAACAAUUCAAAUGAAAAGAAAUUUGUGUAAGGAAUUUGGUACAACAAAAACUACCUUAAAAUAUAUUUAAUUUGUAGAGCACAAAUGUAAAAUAUAUUUACAGAUGUGCUUAACAAAUGUUAAAUUUCUUGCAUCAGUAGUAAAACUUUUUUUUUUGCACAUCACAAGUGAUUUAAAAAUAUAUAUAUUAUUAUUAUUGCCAAAAUGGGCUUAAUUUUCAUGUCACAAUAUAAAAAAAAAUCAUAAUGGUCCUAAAAUAGGAUAAGUUUUCUUUAAUUUAGCAGAAAAUAAAGCAAAAUGUGGGCUUUUGCAGCAUACAUUUAUAACCGUAGAUAAGGAACAGUUUUUGUCCCACAAGUUAUUACCGUAAUGCAAAAAAAAAAAACUGUAAAAGUAUAGAAAUAAUUUGUAAAGAUUUUUGUUCUAAUGAUGUGAAGCACAACAAAAAUUACUAUAUUUUAUAAUUUUAAUGUUUGGUUUUUUUUCCAUUCAACAAAUAUUUUUUUUCUUUUUUGCAUUACGGUAAUGAGAACAAAAUGUGCUACACAUUUAUGAAAAUAAUGUCAAAGUAUAUUUACAAAAAACAUAAUGGUCCUAACAAUUAAGCAACAAUUUCUCCCCCAAAUUAUCAUUACCUUAAUGCAAAAUAAAAAAACAAAAGCACAGAUUUUUUUAUUUUAAUUUUUGCACUGUUGUAAUGACAAUAAAAUUCGCUGAAAUAUCUUUAGGACCAUUAUGAUUUUUUUUUUUUUUUUUUUUUAAUAUUGUGAAAUUAUUUUAAAGUUGACUUUAUUAACUUUCUAGUUUCUUAUUUUUUCUGUUGAUGUUUGAGGUGAAAAAUGACCUGGACAUUUCUUGAUUCACGAUCAUCACAGCAGUGAUUUCUCCGAGCUGGCCUGUUUCAGCAAUAACUUCAGCAGUGAAGAAGACUGAAUGUCCGUAGUGCUGGAAUCUGCUCUGUCAAACUGUUCAAUCGUCUCAUGGACUCCCAGUGUUGUUCAGAAACAGGCAGCUUUUAUCAAACUCGUUCAGCGUAACACUAAAACCAUCACUGAAUAUCCACCUUCAUUCGCUCAGUGAUUAGAUAUACCUCAGAAAUUGUGAGUUUUUUUUAUAUACAGUAUAUAAAUAUAUAUAUAUAUAAAAAGUAUUUUAUUCUGUUUUGUGGUAGCAAUAUAAUUUAAUAUACAGCUGCUUUUCUGUGAUUUUAAAGGAGAUCUUUUUAUUUUUACUCGGUUAUUUUUAACAGAAGGUGCUCUGAAUUUGAUCGCCAGGUGCUCGGUGCAUUUCACAAGGUUUUUUUUUUUGUGUGUGUGUGUGUGUGUGUGUGUGUGUGUUUGCUUUGAGUCAAGCAUCCACAGUUGAAAUAGCUUCUGUGGUUCAGAAUAACUGUUCUCUGAGGACAUGCAAACCUUUCACAGUUUUUCGUUUGUUUGUUUGUGUGGUACAUGUAUCUUCCUUCGUCUCCACCUUAACAAUUGUAUUAAGUUGGAUUUGUCUAUUAUCAAAUCAGGGAUUUGAAAUAUAAUUAAAGUAUUGCAGUGCAAGUUGUGCAAAUUUUAGUUUAAGCCAAACUUUGUAUCCUAUAUCAGGUGUUGAUGUGUGAUGUAUAUAAUGAUAUUAGAUCUGCUAAAUGAUGUAGUUGAAGCAUCUUUUACUCUUGUUAUAUUUCUCUACGUUUCACAUAAAUUGAAGAAGUGUUCAUACAUUAGGACUACCUGAGUACAGAUUUCCCAUGAUCCUUUGCUGGCCUGAUGUGGGCUGGUUCUCAUUAAGGAGAUAUGAUGGAGGUCUGUUGAUGUGUUUUGAUUUUUAUUAUUUUUACUGCUGCUAAUGUAGUAAAUGUGUUGUGUUGUCCCUGUUUGGGUCAUUUCAGAUUCUGCUGCCAUGUUCAGUAUUUUGUUGAAAUAAACAUUACCCAUGUUUCUCACUCAAACGUCA